GCCGCGCCGAGUCGAAGCGAGUCGAGUCGAGUGGAGCCGACAUGGAAACAACAACAAGCAGCGACAGCAAAGCAGAUGAACCGCCCGCGGAUGAGGGGGUGGAGGAAGACCGGUCCAUGUCGAGGUCCGACAGCGGGAGCGGCGACGAUUCCCUGGACGGCCUCUCCGACCGCGCCCCUCGCUGCCCGUUGACCCCGUCCCUGUCGCCGCAGAAGCGGACCACGAGCCAGUCGAAGACGGAGCCACCGCUGCUCAGGACCAACAAGCGGACCAUCUACACGGCGGGCAGGCCACCGUGGUACAACGUCACCGGGACCACCUUCAAAGAGGCUUUCGUUAUCGGUCUGUGUGGAGGAAGCGCCUCUGGCAAAACCACAGUCGCCAAUAAGAUCAUCGAGGCACUGGACGUUCCCUGGGUGGUUCUGCUCUCCAUGGACUCCUUCUACAAGGUGUUGAAUAAAGACGAGCAGGAGCUGGCGGCCAAAAACGAGUACAACUUCGACCACCCCGACGCGUUUGACUUCGAGCUGCUCGUCACCGUCCUCCGGAAGCUGAAGAAGGGGAAGAGCAUCAAGGUGCCGGUGUACGACUUCACGUCUCACUGCAGACGCAAGGAAUGGAAAACCGUGUACGGGGCCAACGUUGUCAUCUUCGAGGGAAUCCUGGCCUUUGCCAACAAGGAGCUUCUGAAGCUUCUGGACAUGAAGGUGUUUGUCGACACGGACUCGGACAUCCGCCUGAUACGGCGGCUGAAGAGGGACAUCUCGCAGCGCGGCCGGAACAUCGGCGGCAUCAUCAAGCAGUACAACAAGUUCGUGAAGCCGGCGUUCGAGCAGUACAUCGAGCCCACGGUGCAGGUCGCCGACAUCGUGGUGCCCAGAGGUGGUGAGAACUUUGUAGCGUUGGACUUGAUUGUGCAGCACGUCCACAGUCAGCUGGAGAAGCGUGAGAUCACUGUGAGGUCGGCUCUGGCCUCGGCUCAUCAGGGCCAGCCUUUACCCAAAACCCUCAGCGUGAUGGAGAGUAAACCGCAGGUCCGCGGCAUGCACACCAUCAUCAGGAACAAGGAGACUAACCGCGACGAGUUCAUCUUCUACUCCAAGAGAUUAAUGAGGCUUCUGAUCGAACACGCCCUCUCCUUCCUACCUCUCAAGCCACUGUCAGUGGAGACGCCUCAGGGUGGCGUCUAUGACGGCAAGAGACUGAGCGGUAAACGAAUCACCGGCGUUUCAAUCCUGAGAGCAGGAGAGACCAUGGAGCAGGCUCUGAUGGCCGUGUGUAAAGACAUCCGACUGGGGAAGAUCCUCAUCCAGACCAACCAUGACACCGGAGAACCAGAGCUUCACUACCUCCGUCUGCCCAAAGACAUGAGCGAGGACUACGUCAUCCUGAUGGACAGCACCGUGUCCACCGGGGCGGCGGCUCUCAUGGCCGUCAGAGUGCUGCUGGACCACGAUGUGGCGGAGGACAAGAUCUUCCUGCUGUCCCUGCUCAUGGCGGAGAUGGGCGUCCACUCAGUGGCCUACGCUUUCCCCAAAGUCCGCAUCAUCACCACCGCCGUGGACAAGGAGGUGAACGACCAGUUCCACAUCAUACCAGGCAUCGGUAAUUUCGGAGACCGUUACUUUGGCACCGACGCUCCCUCGGACUUGUGUGAGAGCGAUGAAGGGAUGGACUUCUGAGGAGACGAACAGGACCAGGAUGUGGAGGGUUGUUGUCAAAAGCACUUAUCCAUUAAAGACUCUGUCGGCGUCAUCCCGACGACCCAGUGAGGUGAUGCUGUCACCCGAGGGGGGCUGGGACUGAUCAGGAGGUCAGCGUUAGGUCAGCGAGGAGCCGCUUUCAGUCCAUCCUCCGUUCUUGUUUACAGCAAAGUGUUAAGGCCUCAGAGUUUUUGUACGGUGUUACCUCUCCCGCAGGACGGUGGAUCUUUUCUGGCUCCCACAACGAAUAGUAAACUCCACUGCUCAACCUCGGCAGGAUGUUAAGCUUCGUGCUGAGGAAAAAUUGCUGGAGUAUGGUGCUGAAGCGUUUUCCGGUAAUGUGAUCGUGUUGCUAAAAGCUGCCGAGUCGACACCUCAGUCAGUUUGAGGACUCCUGCAGGAGUCCUUGGGUUUCUCUCAGGUUUAAGUCUCUCUGCCGCCGUCCUCAGCCAGAAGUCGUCCAUAACUCAGUGUUGGAGGAAAUCCAACCUGAGAGAGAGGUGGGAAGAUUUAAGCUGGAGAGCAGUGUUUUCGUUUUUAAUCAGCAGGUUUAACAGCAGGAGUAAGAAAGAAAGAAAAGAUCAAUCUGCUACGUCUAUUCAGUAAUAAUCCAGUUUUUGCACAAAAACAUAACCUAUAUCUUUUAAGACCAAUCUCUGUCAUGAGUAUUAAAUGGUCUGAAGGACAUUUACAGUUUAAUGUAACGUGUCCUCUCUUAUUAGAAGUGUUGAGUAAUUCCUUUUUUCUUAGCUUGAAGCUUUUUGGUAAGAAUCAUUAGUGUAUUAGAACUUAGGGCUCCUGCUACAGUUGUACUGUACUUAACUGUCAAAUGUUGUUUUUUUUACUCGGCCACCUUUUGCAGAAAGGGACGACAAUGAUCUGUACUUGAACUAGAAGAAAGAUGGAGGAGCAAAAAUCCCAGAGCCCUUACGAUAUCGAUAUCUCCUCCCACAUGAUCUCGUGAGGUCAAAUAUCAUUACUCUCAAACAGCGCUUAUGUUUAGCAGGAGAUGGGUGGAAUAUAAGAAUGUACGCUGUCAGUGGAGUUUAUUUUUCUCAUCUUUUUUGAGAAAGGAUGUAAAGCAGAGACUGAUCCAUACGAGACCCUCGCCCGUUAAGAUAAGAUAAUCCUUUACUUGUUCCACUAAGGGGAAAUAUAAGAAUUUGUUGUAGUAACCUUGUUUGAUGCUGGUUGUGGCCAAUUUUUUAAAAGGAAAAUGUUUUUAGUUAUUUAUUGUGUCUUUACAGAUUUGUUUUAAACUACAUCACAGAGCCAUAAUCUUAUAGUUUUUAGUGUUAAUAGGUUUUUAUGGACACUGACUGUCGGGCCGAUGCGUUCACUGACUCCAGGUUCAUACCAUAUGUAAAUAACUUGAAGGAAAUCACUUGAAAGAAACUUGUAUCUGUACUGUAUGUCACAUUGUUUUUAAUAAUAGUGUGUUUUUUAUUUUUUUUGUUUAUUGCUCAACAAUGUUUCUAAUUUAUUAAUUUUUAAGAAACAAACUGCGACGUCCAGACCAAGGAAUGACUUUUUCCACAGCCGAAGUUUGUCGCAGUCUGAGAAUCAUAGGUCCAUAGACAGAACAUCAUCUGCUUAAACAAUUAUUUUGAUUAUCGAUUUAUAGUUUUACGUGAUUUUUAAAAAAAAAAAGCGAAAAUGGCCCAAAAUAUUCUGUUUUUCCAGAUUUUCUAUUUUAUAUCAUGUUAAAACUAAAUAUCCUUGAGUUUUUAUUUGUUGGUGAGACAAAACAAGACAUUUAAACGCAUCAUCUUAGUCUCAGAGGAACUGGACUGGGAACAUCUAAUCUCACAUUAUGUUAUACAAUUAAUUUUUGAGGAAAAUUAUAUGCAGAUGAAUUGAUAAUGAAAAUAAUUAUAGUUAUCUGCAGGUAUUGUUUGGCAGGUCAACAUGGGAGAACCGUCCGUCAGUUUGUUUUUGUAAGUUUCAUUUCACUUGUAAAGAAUAAAAACAGAAUUAACACAACGUCA
Messenger RNA from Scophthalmus maximus (turbot), 3691 nucleotides. Its product is annotated as uridine-cytidine kinase-like 1. Lineage: Eukaryota; Metazoa; Chordata; Actinopteri; Pleuronectiformes; Scophthalmidae. Gene Ontology annotation, molecular function: ATP binding; kinase activity. The transcript has 15 exons. The coding region runs from base 42 to 1682 and encodes 546 amino acids. The record is from RefSeq and is a predicted model, not a curated record. Gene Ontology annotation, cellular component: cytoplasm.